AUGGCUAACACUCAAUCAAAAGCCCGCGUCCUUGUCGUUGGCACGGGUGGCAUCGGAUGCAUGUGCUCCUACGCCCUCGAGCAAGGCGGCAAGGCAGAUGUCACAGCCGUCCUGCGCUCCAACUACGACGCGGUCGAGAAAGGCGGAUUCGAGAUCGACUCGGUGCAAUACGGGAAGAUCUCGGGGUGGAGGCCGGCAAACAUCCGCAGAACCAUCCCCAACAUCGCAGAAGAAAACAUCCAACCAUUCGACUUCAUCCUCGUCACCACAAAGAACACCCCAGACGUCCGCCCAACAGUCGAAGAGAUCAUCGCGCCAGCAGUCACACCAUCCCACACAACCAUCAUCCUCGCCCAGAACGGCCUGAACCUCGAGGGCCCGCUAAUCGCACGCUUCCCCUCAACCCCGAUCCUCAGCAGCGUCGUCUACCUCGGCGCAACCCAGCAAGCGCCGGGUAAAAUCCUCCACGACGACCCAGAUAUCCAGCGGAUCGGGGCAUUCCCGAACGCAACCUUAGACCCUGGCGUCGGCGAAGACGCCGCGAAACGGUGGAUCGCCGUCUACAACCCCACCAACAAGCUGGAGACAAUCUACGACGCAGACGUGAAGCGCGCGCGGUGGCGCAAACUCGUCUACAACGCCUCGUACAACCCCGUCGCUGCAAUCCUGGGCCUGGACACGCCGCGCAUGCGCGCAAGCAGGCAUAUCAUCGACGACUUGGUCCGCCCGAUCAUGCGCGAGAUCAUGGCGGCCGCCGAGGCGUGCGGUGUCUCUGGCUUCCCCGAGGAUCUGCCGGAGAUUGUGAUCCGUGGGGAUCCGAUUGAUACGGCGUUCAAGCCGAGUAUGGCGCAGGAUGCGGAGAAGGGCGGGUUCAUGGAGAUUGAGAAUAUUGUUGGCGAGCCGUUGAGGGAGGGGGAGGGGCGGGGCGUGGCGAUGCCCACGCUUCGGACGGUUUACGGGUUGCUGAAGGGGUUGCAGCUGAAGGUUAAGGAGAGUAGGGGGUUGUGGGUUCCGGAGUUUGAGGAGGGGCAUCCAUAUAGAUAA
Aspergillus mulundensis is the source of this 1044-nucleotide messenger RNA. RefSeq names its product ketopantoate reductase family protein. Gene Ontology annotation, biological process: pantothenate biosynthetic process. The coding region runs from base 1 to 1044 and encodes 347 amino acids. Gene Ontology annotation, molecular function: 2-dehydropantoate 2-reductase activity. NCBI's taxonomy places the organism in Eukaryota, Fungi, Ascomycota, Eurotiomycetes, Eurotiales, Aspergillaceae. Gene Ontology annotation, cellular component: cytoplasm. The record is from RefSeq and is a predicted model, not a curated record. The transcript has 2 exons.